Molecule: messenger RNA, 2308 nt
Organism: Panicum virgatum (switchgrass)
Lineage: Eukaryota; Viridiplantae; Streptophyta; Magnoliopsida; Poales; Poaceae
Product: cell division control protein 48 homolog C-like
Biological process (GO): ribosome biogenesis
Cellular component (GO): nucleus
Molecular function (GO): preribosome binding; RNA binding; ATP hydrolysis activity
Source: RefSeq, a predicted model, not a curated record
AUACUUAACAUAUUCGUCGAUAGUAAGGGAUGCGAUGACUUUGUCAAUCUUAAUAUAUAGUUCCAGUCUCUUAGAUGUGUUCACAAAGGUGUGGUAGCACUAAUUUAGGAAAGGUAGCGCAUAAUCUCAAGAGAUGCAAUAAAAAAUGUUUUUUUCUGAAUAAAUGCAAUAAAAAAUGUUAGCUGAUUGUUUUUUCCCCUUACAUAAUGGCAGCCCGGCACAGGCGCAUAAUCUCAGUUCAUCUUCUUCGUUGCUCCGUACUGCUUGGAGGUUGGAGCCAAUCCGCGACCAAAACCCUAGCCGCCGUCCACCGAUGCCAAAGCGACCGCUAACCAGCAGCAGCUGGAGAUUGAUUAUACUGCAGAGAAGGCGCGCCGCCUCAUCACGGCCGACGAGGGCGCCGGCGGGGAUGCUAAGCCGGACGCCGCGUCCUCUCAAGGAGUCGUCAGAGGGGAGAAGGGGUAGCCAAGGUUCGCCGAUCUCGGUGGGAUGGAAGCGGUGAUAGAGGAGCUGAUAAUGGAAGUGGUCCUCGUGCCCCUGUGCCAUCCGGAGCUGCCGCAGCGCCUUGGGGUUAGACCUGUCGCUGGGCUGCUGCUACAUGGACCGCCUGGUUGCGGAAAGACCACCCUUGCCCAUGCCAUUGCCAAUGAGACUGGCGUGCCAUUCUACAAGAUCUCAGCCCCAGAGGUCGUAUCUGGGGUAUCUGGAGCUUCUGAGGAAAACAUCAGGGGCUUGUUUCAGAAGGCCUAUAGGACUGCUCCCUCGAUUGUAUUCAUUGAUGAAAUAGAUGCAAUUGCAUCCAAGAGGGAGAAUCUGCAACGAGAGAUGGAGCGACGGAUAGUUACUCAAUUAAUGACAUGCAUGGAUCAAUUCCACCAGAAUAUUGGAUCCGGCGGCAGUGAUUUGGAUGCAGAAUCAGCUGAAAAGAAACCUGGUUAUGUCAUUGUCAUUGGAGCCACAAAUAGGCCUGAUGCUGUGGAUCAAGCUCUGCGACGUUCAGGAAGGUUUGAUCGAGAGAUAUCUCUUGGUGUUCCAGAUGAGAAUGCACGAAAACAAAUACUUAAGAUGCUUACUCAGAAUCUCCGACUCGAAGGCGAAUUUGACUUGUUCAAGAUAGCUAGGGCCACACCAGGUUUUGUUGGUGCUGACCUGAAGGCGUUAGUGGACAAAGCAGGCAAUCUAGCAAUGAAGAGAAUAAUUGAUGAAAGAAGAGCUCAGUACUGUCAUAGUCAUGAUGGGAAUAGCAAGCAUGACUGGUGGAGACAACCUUGGGAUGCCGGUGAGGUGGAGGGCCUACAUAUUACAAUGGACGACUUUGAGGAAGCAACAAAGAUGGUUCAACCAUCCUUGAGAAGAGAAGGGUUUUCAUCUGUCCCUGAUGUCACAUGGGAUGAUGUUGGAGGUCUUGAUUCAUUAAGGAAAGAGUUUGACCGCUGCAUUAUUCGAUGUAUCAAGCAUCCUGAAGAUUACGAGGUGUUUGGAGUGAAUAUGCAAGCUGGCUUCCUGUUGUUUGGACCUCCAGGCUGUGGGAAAACACUAAUUGCAAAAGCAGUGGCCCAUGAGGCAGGGGCUAAUUUUAUUCAUAUCAAGGGGCCUGAGCUAUUGAACAAGUAUGUUGGGGAAAGUGAAUCAGAAGUGAGGAAAAUAUUCACUCGUGCGCGCACAAAUUCCCCAUGCAUCCUAUUUUUCGAUGAGGUAGAUGCUUUGACAACAAAGAGAGGGAAAGAGGGAGGAUGGAUUAUUGAACGUCUCCUAAAUCAGUUACUUAUUGAACUUGAUGGUGCUGAUCAACGGCAAGGUGUCUAUGUGAUAGGAGCUACAAACAGAAUUGAUGUGAUAGAUGAUGCUGUUCUACGGCCUGGUGGAUUUGGGAAGAAACAUUAUGUACCUUUACCUGGUGCAGAAGAGUGGGUCUCAAUAUUAAAAGCACAUGCUCAAAGCAAGCCCAUCUCAUGUGAUGUCGAUUUGGCUGCACUGGCACAUCAUGAGGAAUGCAACAAUCUCACUGGAGCAGACCUAGCAUCACUGGUCAAUGAAGCAGCGAUGGCAGCAUUGGAAGAGAGAUUGGAAUUCCUUGAGAAUGGGACAUCGUCAAUGAGUUCCUCUUCUUUGAUCGAGCUCUCACACUUCGAACGUGCUCUAUCAAAGGUUAAGCCAUCAGUAUCUGAACAGCAAAUUAAACAUUAUGAGGCAUUGUCAAAAAGAUACUCGUCAAACUGAUGGAUCACCAUGUCCCUGUUUUGGUGUAUGUAUGAUAACUUUGUAAGAGUGUAUGCCUGAAACAUAGGGAACGAGAGCUAGCUCUUGC